Molecule: messenger RNA, 3196 nt
Organism: Lineus longissimus
Lineage: Eukaryota; Metazoa; Nemertea; Pilidiophora; Heteronemertea; Lineidae
Product: glycoprotein-N-acetylgalactosamine 3-beta-galactosyltransferase 1-like
Exons: 3
Coding region: 259-1557 (432 amino acids)
Cellular component (GO): membrane
Molecular function (GO): N-acetylgalactosaminide beta-1,3-galactosyltransferase activity
Source: RefSeq, a predicted model, not a curated record
AUCAACAAACCUUACUCCCUCAUGUUUACAUUCCCUUUUAUCUCACCUUAUCAAAUGUAUGCUUCUCCACUGCCGGUAUCAGGUUGAAAACAAUGAUUAUCCAAUCAUGGAAAGUGUCAGUGAUCAUAAUUGAACUGGAAAAUGUGGCCAGGAAUGAAAAAAACUGAUGAACAUCUUUGAUGAUAUUUGAUAUUUUUUAUAUUUAGCACCAAAACAUUUGCCCUGCAAUUCAGUGAAUUCUGCCACCAAAUUGGUCUAAUGGGGCAAUCAAGAUAUAUCAACAGGACCUGUCUGAUCAGCCUGGUUUGUGGUGCACUUUUCGGUGCUUGCUUCUGCUUGAUGUACAUCUACACUGCUGGUACGGGGUGCGCUCCUGCCCAAUCAACGAGUAAACUGAUAAAGUCGGGAGAUUGGCGGGGCGGCGUCUUCGUGAGCCAGAGACCAAAGACGUUACUGAAAGACGAUGGGACAGUCGAUGUUAAUCUUGCGGCAGCAUCGCCACAAAUUUGGAUGAAUCGAGGACGAGGUAAUUUUACAGAGGAAGACAUAGUGGCGAAAAUCCUGUACAACAAAGUCAGAGUACUGUGUUGGACAAUGACCAAUCCUAGCAACUACAAAACUAAGGCUGUGCACAUCAAAGCCACCUGGGCAAAGCGCUGCAACAAGCAUAUAUUCAUGAGUUCAACAUAUGAUCCCAAUCUUCCGACUGUAAAAUUAGACAUCCAAGAAGGACGCAACAAUUUAUGGGGGAAAACAAAAGCAGCUUUCAAAUACAUUUAUGAUAAACAUUUCGAUGAGUACGAUUGGUUCUUGAAAACUGAUGAUGAUACUUAUGUCAUUUUGGAAAAUCUUCGACAUUUGUUAUCAAAUUUUAAUUCUGAGGACCCGAUAUAUUUUGGACGUAAAUUCAAGAAGUACGUCCGGCAGGGGUAUUUCAGUGGCGGUGCUGGUUAUGUUUUGAGUCGGGAAUCCCUGCGACGUUUCGUUGAGAAGGGGUUAAAUGGAAUCUGCCGUCCUAACAAUGGAGGUGCUGAGGAUGUUGAAUUAGGAUUGUGCAUGCAACGUGUUGGAGUGAAGGCUGGUGAUUCGAGGGACGAUUUGGGGCGGGAACGAUUUCAUCCAUUCAAGCCAGAGCAUCAUCUCAUUCCAGAUGCAUUGCCUAAAAACUUCUGGUACUGGUCGUGGGUGUAUUACCCGACUAAAAAUGGGCCGGGAUGCUGCAGUGAUUACGCCAUUUCUUUCCACUACAUUUCAUCCGAGCAAAUGUAUGAAUUAGAAUACCUCGUCUACCACGUGAAGCCAUUUGGAAUCACGCAACUGUACAGUAUACCAAAACACAUUCGUGAUAAACUUCGCCUCUCACCGACCAAAGUUCCGCAAGCUGUCCACGAGAAAAUAGUCACAGAGGCGGGGAUUGACAGGAAGAAUGUGACUGAAGCUGUGACUGCAAGUUCUAUAAAGAGGAUUCCGACGCUUGAAUCUAUGACUUCCACAAACAAUGAAAAGGUAGAUCCACUGGCGUUUCUGAAGCCGAAGAAUGGUACCUCUAGGGUAUAGGAUUUUGUAGGUGAUUUCACUUUGUUUUUAGCAUUGCAGGCAUGUAUCAAAUUUAAAAAAAACACUAGCUGUAGUUUUGAUCAAUUGUGCUGAACUUUAUCAUAAUGUUUCUUUAAAAACAUCGCUUUUUUAGGAUUUUAGUAUACAAAAUAGCAUGUCUUGUGUAGUCAGUGAUGAAAUGUUUCAUUAUCUGUCCGUGUCAUGUGUCUUAUAAGACAUGAGAUCAGGUGCUGUCUGUCCAGGUAAAACUACUGUUUUGAAUGACAUGGUGCAACAUCUUUACCAUUGGUUUUCCUUUCAUUGUGUUAUCACGUGAUUCUACAAAAGAUUUUGUUCGAGUUGGUUGAAAUUGAGACAGGACCGUGAACACGUUUUAAUGAAUAUGGUGUGCACUUUACAAUAUUGAAGAGAUUAAAGCAUUGUGCUCACAAGACCUUUUAAAGAGCAACAGCAGGAAAAAAGUGACUCGUCCUGCUCAAAAAACAUUGUGUGGGAUGUUCCACUCUUUAGAUCUAUAUUUGAAAGAUAUUUCAAUAAUCAUCUUUUCGACAUGACAAGAAUUGCAUUCUUUAAUAUACAUGUAGUUUUGAUAUUAUGUUUUGUUUUCUUUUUGAUUAAUUAAAAAAGAUCUGGAAACUUUCACUGUAUUCCUCCAUUUCUGGGCUGCACCUGAAUCUUUUAAAUGGCACUUAAGAGGUUCAUAGUGCCCAUUGGAAUUUGGGCAGUACAGAGUGCAGCUCAGGUUGGAAAUAUGCCACCAGCUACAAAUACUUAAUAAUACCUAUCGCAUUUGCCGCAAAUUUUAUUAUACUGGUAUAUGUACAUGUAAAUGUACCCGUAAGGCUUCAAGACAUUUUAGUAUGAAACCUUUGCCAAAUUGGUUUACAAAGGUGAUGGAUUUUCCACAAAAAUUUUAUCAUUUGAUGUUGGUUGUUAGUUUGUUUUACAUGUAAUUGCCAAUUGGUGCUAUAUCUUGGAGAUUGUCUUACUGUGCGAUUAUAUCAAACUCGACUAGUACACAGUUAGGAAAUGUGUUAUAUUAUCUGGUUGAAAAAUAUUGUAUAGAAAUUUUGAACGUCCCUGGAUAAUUUGAUCAAAAGUGUUAUCAUCAAAAGGAUAUAUGUAUUCUGUGCAUGUGAUUUUAAGUGAUUUGUAAAUACAGUUGAGUUUGUGAGUGAAGCCGAGAAACUUUUAUGACCCGGUAUCCGAUCAUCUACUUGAAUAUGAAACGUACUGUCUUGAAUAAUUUGAGGUCAAAAUUUAUUCAUUCAUUGACUGAACUAUGAAAUUAUAGGAAUCAACCAUGAGAAAGCAUGAUUUACCGGUUGUACUGACAUAUAUGAGCUUAAAUGAUAUUGCAGGUUAGGAAAUAAUGCUCAUAGUAAGGUACCAAAUGGCUUUUUAUUUGAGCUUCGAAUACCAUAUGCAGUAUUAUUCCUGAAGGGUACCAUAGGGAGUAUUGGGCAUCUGUGUUCUAACUCAAUAAACGAAAAUUCAUGACAUAAAUUCAACUGAUGACAAAGUUAUUGGCAUCUAUUAACCAUGACAGCUCUUUUUAUUUUGACAAGUUCAGCAUUUAUCAUUGAAUGUCUAUACAAGUUCAAUGUUCAUUAUAUCAUUGUCACGUUUUGAUACAAAA